AUGUCCCUCAGCGCGAGAGUGCAGGCUCUACUUGUGCUCGCAGUCCUGGUCGCUGAGAACAUCUACGGGAAGCCUUCACAAUUCUCUUCUGCCGACGUUGUCAGUAACACCCUCCUGUCUGCUUUCCAUCCCACAGAUCCCCAGACCCUUAAGAUGAGACAGCGGGCUCUGCUUCUGCGUGUUGUCCUGGUCGCCUGUGGCUCUCUGCUCUCCGGGCCUCGGGGCGCCAGCGGGCACGAGGAGGUCCACACGAACGCCAGAUACGUCGAGAGCGUCCACGGGAAGCCCGUCAUCGUUUACAAGGCAGUGAGACAUUUUUGGAAUGAAACUCCGAUGUCGAAUAGGGCAAUCGUUAGAGCGAAAGGAACCCUCGACCUCGUCCCUGUGCCAACGUGCAUCAAGGAGCAGAACCCGUGUCCCUUCGACGCGGACGGCAAGAGGCAGGAGAUGAGGGCCUGCAAAGCCAACCAGACGGUCUUCGUGCACCUGAAGGACACAAAAAGCAAUCAAACUGUAGUACAGAAUUUCACUCACGAGGUGCACACUAAAUGCUACUGCAAAUCAAAUUCAAGCUCGCCGUGUAGUGAGGGAAACAGUGAAAAGGUUCUGAACAGUAAGGAUAACAAGGAUAACAGCAUUCAAAAUAAGAUUGAUCCUUCGCCGUAUAAGGAGGAAAAUAAGUCAAAUGAGGACAGCGAAGAACCCAAGUUUAAAGGAAAUGGCGCAGAGGUUUCCAAGGCUCCAUAUGGUCCAGAGAGAGUUUGUCCAUCAGCAUGUCACUGGCAUCCAAAUAUAAUCCCGAAGUCCCGCAGAACAAAACUCUACGGGAAUUGUACGCCCGGUUUGAUCAAGAUCGCUACGUGAGGUUGCAUGAAUAUAGCGAUGAGACGGUCGGAUGAAGCCCGAGUAAAGAGCCCAUUGAAAAGAGGAACACCUUUCCUUUCAAGAGAAGGAGGGAAGCACCCUUAGGCCACCCCAGGAAGGCGCAUGCGGGCCUGUAUACUAUCAUAUUUACUGA
This is a messenger RNA of Penaeus vannamei (Pacific white shrimp), 1018 nucleotides long. Lineage: Eukaryota; Metazoa; Arthropoda; Malacostraca; Decapoda; Penaeidae. The record is from RefSeq and is a predicted model, not a curated record.